GUGGUAAGGCCCUGGUGAAGCCAGUUUCUGCAAAGUGCAAACCCAACCCAGCAAAACACACAUUUCCAGCUGCAUUCCCUAAGCAGACCAUCUCUCUCUCCCUCCCUCCCUCCCUCCCUCACACACACACACAAAUGGCCACUGCGAUUAUGCAGAAAACCCUAAAAUCAAUAAACCCUUUUGUCCUCAGAACCCUAUAUUCUCAUAACCGCCAGCUCAGCGUCUUUGCCGUCGCCGGACAACCCGAAUCGGGCGCCCCAUCUUCGUCUUUCACAUUCUCAGCCGACGGCGUAGAACAAGAAGUUCAGAACAAGAACACAGAAAAUGAUAGCAUUUUCCUCAAGGCACCAAAGACAUCCUCCUCCUCCUCCACUUCGUCAUCAUCAUCGGUAACGAUGCCCAUGUCAUUCAUGACUGGAUCGAUCAUCGGCAAGCGAUUUUACAAGAGAGUGACGACGAGAGAGGCUGAUGAUGGCAAUGGAUGGACUGUCAUGCUUGAUUACAGAACCCUAAAAACCCCUUCCAAGAGGCCCCUCAAGUGCCCCACUUUAGCUCUCGCCAAGGCUAUUGCAGCCGAAUGGGAAUACCAGCAAGCAGAUGGAAUCAGACCCUUCACCAUGCCUUUGAUGAAACUUGCAUCUACUGCAAUAGAAAGAGUUCCGCUCACUCGGCCGAAGACAAUUGAGCAUUUGAUGAUGAAGUUCCAUCAAGAUUUAGUCUUCUGUCGUGAUCCUGGCGAUAGUGACUUGACAACUGGUCUCCUUGAAAGGCAGGUUGAAAAAAUUGAUCCUUUACUUAAUUGGGUUGAAUCAGAAUUUGGUUGUAAGCCUGUUUUAUACUCCAGUUUUUUCGGUGGCAAGCAGGAGGAUGGUCUUGUAAAUGCCAUUGAAAGCCUUCUUAAGAAAACAGAUAACUGUGAAUUGGUGGCAAUCGAUGCAAUUGCUGCUGCAGCACACUCUUUAAUUAUUUCUAUUGCAAUUUUCCGUGGGAGAUUGCAGAUCGAGGAGGCCAUUGAGUUGAUUAGGCUUGAAGAAGAUUUGCAGGUUGACAAGUGGGGUUUGGUUGAAGGUGGUCAUGAUGUUGAUAUUGCUGAUCUUAGGGUACAAAUAUCAUCUGCUGCUGUUUUUCUUGGACUUUCGAGGAGGGCUUGAGAGCUAUCUUUUUUCCUCUGCUUUAGUUUGGUUGUUGUGGUCUCAUAGCAUUUCUUAGCAUGUGAUGGAGAUUUUGUGAUAACUUGUAGUGGCUGAGUAGAUGAGAUUAAUCAAAUGAUCAACUUUAAAAUUGGAUGUACUAAAACCCUUUUGCUCAAUAAUAGAGAGAAUUUGCUGUGCCUGGAGCAGUUAAAACA
Molecule: messenger RNA, 1348 nt
Organism: Cornus florida
Lineage: Eukaryota; Viridiplantae; Streptophyta; Magnoliopsida; Cornales; Cornaceae
Exons: 4
Coding region: 135-1151 (338 amino acids)
Biological process (GO): mitochondrial proton-transporting ATP synthase complex assembly
Cellular component (GO): mitochondrion
Source: RefSeq, a predicted model, not a curated record